GCCAAAAGAAAUGUAAACACUAGCAGCAAACAAUUAGCGAGAACUCAAGAGAAAUUUAACAAAUUCUAAUUAAUUCACAAAUUAUUAAAUAAAAAAUAUGUCUAAAGUAAAUAAAACCGCGCUAAAUUUAAAACAGUUUAUGCUGCGCCAAGAGGUCUUGAAAUUAUAUCGUGAUAUAUUUCGCACUAUACGUUUAGUACCCGAUGCCAAUAGUCAACAGGAAUUGCGCACCUGGGCUAGACAAGAUUUUCGUGUUAAUCAACAGCAAACCGAUGAGGUGGCCAUUAAAAUGUUACUACAAUACGGUAGACGUAGUUUAAAUGAAUUACGACAAAGUCUACAUUUAAGUGGUGUUUGUAAUGAGGAUAAGAAAUGAUACGCUGAAUGGAUGAAUGAAGGCAGGACAAUGAAGGAAAGAAACUACAAGUGCUGACAUUUGAUUUAAUAUAAUUGCUUUGGUUUUUUUUUUGUUAUAUUUUAUUUCGUUAAUAUAAUUCGUUUUUUAUUAAAAACUAUUUUAAGGCUACAAAAACUCCAAGCAGUUUUAUAAUUAAAACUAAACCAUAGGCAUGUUUUACCGAGGAAGUGUGAAGAGGUGAUUAUGUAUAAACUAAAUUACAACCUUUUGAAGUGUAUGUAUGUAUACAGAUAGAUUUGGAAGUUUCAAUGUUACUUAUUACAAAUUGUUAUUUAUCUUUUUAGAUUAAAAUAAUGCUCAAAUAUUGGAGUAUUAAAUGAUCUGGAUUAACA
Lucilia cuprina (Australian sheep blowfly) is the source of this 750-nucleotide messenger RNA. Its product is annotated as LYR motif-containing protein 2. The record is from RefSeq and is a predicted model, not a curated record. The transcript has 2 exons. Lineage: Eukaryota; Metazoa; Arthropoda; Insecta; Diptera; Calliphoridae. The coding region runs from base 98 to 376 and encodes 92 amino acids. Gene Ontology annotation, cellular component: mitochondrion.